This is a messenger RNA of Thamnophis sirtalis, 1666 nucleotides long. The record is from RefSeq and is a predicted model, not a curated record. Lineage: Eukaryota; Metazoa; Chordata; Lepidosauria; Squamata; Natricidae.
GGUUAGUGGCUAUUCUAUGACACCACCCAUUCUCAGCAUCACAGAAGAGGAAUAUAUCAUCAAUGCUAAGGAGACCUUAAAUAUUACUUGCAGAGGACAACAUCCUUUGGAGUGGUUGUGGCCUGGCAUUCAAGAAGACACUGUCCAAAUGGGAAAGGAGAGCGACUCAAUGAUAAUGAGCAUCAGCGGCAUCCGAACAGUCAAGGAAGAAGAUUGUGAGGGCACUGAAACAAAGCCCUAUUGCAAGGCCUUGACACUGACUGGGACUCAGGCCAACGACACAGGUUACUACCGCUGUUACUACAAGUACAUCAAUGCCAAAAUAGAAGGCACCACUGCUGUCAGCACCUACGUGUUUGUGAGAGAUUUUGAACAACCAUUCAUUAAUAAACCGGAGACUCUUCUUAUCUACAAGAAGGAAAAUAUCUGUGUCCCAUGCCUGGUAUCCGUUCCAGAUCUUAACAUCACUUUGUUGUUGACAACUUCUGUCAUCUAUCCCGAUGGAAAGAACGUUCACUGGGACAACAAACGAGGAAUGCUGGUCCCCACUCUUCUGAUCAAGGAUUCCUGGUUUGUUCAGUGUGAAACUGUCAUUAAUAAGAAACCCUUCAAAUCUAGUUUCUUCAUUGUCCACAUUGCAGGAAAUGAGCUUUAUGAUAUUCAGUUGUUUCCAAGGAGGGCCAUGGAGCUAUUGGUGGGAGAAAAACUAGUUAUCAACUGCACAGUAUGGGCUGAAUUUAAUUCAGGAGUUGAUUUCCAGUGGGAUUACCCAACAAAACAGAUGAACCGGAAAGCCAUAGAACUGCCCGAGAGGCGGUCCCAACAGACCCAUACUGAACUCUCUAGCAUCUUGAUUAUCCAAAAUGUGAGCCAAGAGGACCUGGGAAAAUACACAUGCAAGGCUAGCAGUGGGGAGCAGAACUUGAAGGAGAGCAUAGAUGUCAUCGUGCAUGAGAAGCCAUUUAUCUACGUGGAAAGGAAAAAGGGCCCAGUGAUAGAAGCAACAGUGGGAGACGAAAUUGUGAAGCUACCAGUAAAAGUGGUUGCCUAUCCCCAGCCUGAGUUCCAGUGGUUUAAGGAUGGAAAGUUAAUUUCCAACAGGCAAUCUCAAUAUUCCCUCCAGAUCAAGGAUGUGGCAGAGCAAAACUCUGGCUCUUAUACACUGGUCCUGAAGAACGGGUUGGCUGGACUGGAGAAGAGCAUUAACCUUCAACUGGUAGUUAACGUUCCUCCACAAAUCCUUGAGAAAGAAGCCUCUUCACCAAACAUUUAUUCUCGUAAAAACCGGCAUGUACUUACCUGCACCGUCUACGGCAUUCCAGCUCCGGAAAAGAUACAAUGGCAGUGGAGGCCUUGGACACCUUGCCGAAUGUUUCCCCAGCACAGUCUACCAAGGGCUGUACAACGCCAUCAGAGGGACCGGAUGCCUGAGUGUAAGGACUGGAAGGAUGUGUCACAGAUGGAUGCUGUGAACCCCAUUGAAAGCAUUGACACCUGGACAGAGUUUGUGGAAGGAAGGAACAAGACCAUCAGCAACCUAAUCAUCCAAGAAGCCAAUGUUUCUGUCAUGUAUAAGUGUGUAGCCUCCAACAAAGUAGGUCGUGAUGAACGGUUGAUUUACUUUUAUGUAACAAAGUACAGUUUAGCCAUUGUAUUAACACAGCAG